This is a messenger RNA of Naegleria fowleri, 2691 nucleotides long. RefSeq lists its product as uncharacterized. Bases 1 to 2691 code for a protein of 896 amino acids. The transcript has a single exon. Lineage: Eukaryota; Heterolobosea; Eutetramitea; Acrasida; Naegleriidae. The record is from RefSeq and is a predicted model, not a curated record.
AUGGAAGAAGAAUAUCAAGAACAACAACCUCCAUCACCUCCACCACAACAACAACAACUAGGUCCACAACAUCAUAUUAGUAUGGAGGGACAACAACUUCUGCCCUCUGAAAAGCAACAAGAACACCACCAACGACAACAACAGCAACCACUAUCAUCCUCAUCCUCUCAACCAUUUCAUCACUAUACACAAUCAGUUCCGAAUGAGCCCAUUUCAAAUCUAAGAGCCGCACGACUUUAUACAAAAAGAUCAUCCUCCAUUGUGGUAGGGAAAGGGAAAGAAAAUACAGAAGAAACAUAUUCGGAAGAUGGUGAUGAAAACAACACACGAGGAGUAAGAAACAUCAUUCCAUUAUUCAAAUCGUCUCGUGUUGUACUAUUAAUACUUGUCUCUUCUUCCAUUCUCCUUACGAUGAUUCUUCUUACAUUAGUUUGGGUGCCAACAUUUAGCUCGAGUGUUUACAGCCUUAGUGAAAAAAACCGACUGAAAGAGUUCAAUGGAAUAGUUUCCUUUAUCACUCAAUCGAUACGUGAGGUGGUACUAGUAUCCGAAGCAAGCAAGAAUCUUUUGAAAUACGGAUUCGAUUUUUCCAAUUCAACAUGGGUGGAGAGAGCCAUGUAUCAAAUUUAUAAGAGCGAGCAGCAGUUUCAUAAAGGAUCCACAGUCUCAACCUACAUUGGAGAUGUGUUGGGAAAUGUUGUGGGAAUUGUCAAUGCAUAUGGUGUUGACAUGCUAGUAGUUAUAAACAACACUCAUACAUUGUUGUAUCAAUGCCAAACAAGUGAUGAUGACAUUUGUGUGCAUAACACUAAACCCAAUAAGAUUCUUUCUGGAGCGAGCAUGGAAAACACAAUUAAUCAGGCACUGCGUUUUCCUGGAGAACCUUCUUUUACGCCAAGUUAUGUUGAUACCAGAAAUUCUGAUGCAGUUCUUAUAAGCUUAGUGAAUAGUAUUCAAGUGGAAAAUCAAGAAAUUUUCUAUUAUUUUGGCUAUGAUAUUUCGACGAGGAAAAUUGGCUCCUAUUUGAGUGAAACUUGCACAAAUAUUGCAGAUUCGCUGGUAUUUAUUUUUGAGUCUACCACAAAUAAUCUAAUUUCUUCAAGCUUUCCAAGAUUUUCGUAUUACAAUGGAAAUGAAAGAAAAACAUCACUAAAUAUGCAUGAAAUUCCUAGAGCUGUUGUAAUUUCUGAGACCUUGUUGCAAAAGUUGGAAGGAAAUUUCAAAAAUUUGCGAUGUGGAGAGUACAUGCUGGUAGCACAUGCUGAUGAGCUGAUUGCGUCACAUCGCAUUUGUUUGCAAGAGGAUAUUGAUUGGGUCAUUGUAUUUUCUGUAAAACAGUGGACCUACAUAAGCACACUCGUUAUUACUCUCAUUGUGGCACUAGGAUUUAGCUUCAUAAUUUUAUUAUUUGGCAUAAUAUUUGGCAUUUUGGCUUCCCUUAAAUUUUCUCAACCCAUCUAUCGACUUAUUGAAUUGGUUAAGAGUGUAGGAGAAAUGGAUUUUGACAACAUUCCAGAUACUCCAGAGAAACUAUUCUUUUCAGAAAUGCAAGACCUUCAAACGAAUUUUUUAGACAUGAUCAAACGAAUCAAGAGCUAUCGAGCCUUCAUUCCUACCCACAUUCUCCAAGAAUUGGAGUCCAAUAAUGCAAAAAGCCAAAGUAUGCAGCAAGAAGAUUUCAAAAAAACCCUAGUAGGACUUGGGCGAAGGCUCUCAUCCCGCAAAUUACUUCUUCAAAAAAAGAUGGUCGCCCCUCCAAAAGAACUAUUUGCACUUGGAUUAGAGGGUCGAUACGUCACACAAAUGUGCAUCUUUAUUCAAGGAUUUGAUUCGAUUGUUGAGAUUUGUGAGCAUAAGGAUAUUCUCGUGGUUUUGGGAGAAAUUUAUGAGACCCUCAUGAACACCACCAAAAGUACAUCAGGACAAAUAGGUAUAUUUGAAAACAAUUAUAUAACCGUCUCUUGGAAUUCAACAAUGCACCAACCCAACCACGAGCAAAAGGGAGUUUCUUCAGGAACAAAAUUUUUUAAGAAAAUCAAUUCUAUUAAGGAUACACGGUGGAGAUCAUACGAGCUUUUCAGAAGCAAUCCUAAAUUAUAUGAAGAUUUACGUUUUAGAGUUACGCUUGCCACUCAGUUGUGUCAAUGUGGUAAUAUUGGCACAGAAGAAUUCAAGUCACAUACCAUUAUUGGAAGCAUCCAGAAAAAUGUGCGAACUCUUAUUGAUGUGGGAAUUCAAUACGAUAUUGGGAUAUUAACCACUGAAGAUAUUUUCAUGAUUUGUAGUACGGAUUAUGCGAUGAGAUAUAUCGAUACAGCAGAUCUAGCAGCUGACAUGUCUGUGGCUUCAUCGAAGUAUGCGGUAAAACAAACAAAGCUGUUCGAGGUUGGAGAGAGUUUGGAUAUCAUUUUGGAUGAAUGGAUUUACGAACUUGCUGACAAGGAGCAUAAAAGCAAAUGGGUCAAAUAUCAAAAAGGCUGUUCCUUCUACUUUGAACACAAAUACCAAGAGGCAAAGGAAAUAUUGUCAGAGUUCGAGCAAGAAUAUUUCAAAAAGUAUCACAUUAUGGAUUUGCCUGCGCAGCACAUGAUCCAGUUGUGCAACCAAAAGAUGCGUGAGCAAGGAAUAGUUGAUCAUCAACAAGUUGGAAUUGAAUCUGACCACAAAAUUGCAUCUAGUGUUGUGCAAUAG